AUGGAGAUUUCAAGUUUUAAGAAAAACAUGUUGACGAUGAUGAUGAUGAUGGCUAUGACGUGGAACAUAGCAAAAUCUGAUCUUCACUAUGUUGGAGGAAAUAAAUUUGGAUGGGUACCUGGUGUUAACUUGACACAAUGGUCAUUACAUGAACAAGUUCUUGUUCGUGAUUGGCUAUACUUUGGAUAUGAUAGACACACUUUCAAUGUGUUAGAGGUGAACCAGACAAGCUAUGAAAAGUGCAUUGAUACUGGAUUCAUCAAGAACAUAUCAAGAGGCGCCGGACGUGACGUUUUCGAGCUGACGGAGGCGAAGACCUAUUACUUCUUAAGUGGAGGAGGUUACUGCUGGGAAGGGGUGAAGGUUGCUGUUGAUGUUCUUGACCAUCUUCCACCAGCUCCUGCGCCAGCUCCCAAUAAAAGUGGCAGUUCUUCAAUUUCUUCCACCUUUCAGAUAUACCAUUCAAUUGCUGGGGUUAUCUUAGUCUUAAUUCUCACCAAUUUUUUGGUAUAA
This is a messenger RNA of Vicia faba (fava bean), 513 nucleotides long. NCBI's taxonomy places the organism in Eukaryota, Viridiplantae, Streptophyta, Magnoliopsida, Fabales, Fabaceae. The record is from the annotation of a GenBank genome assembly.